Messenger RNA from Baudoinia panamericana UAMH 10762, 2118 nucleotides. RefSeq lists its product as uncharacterized. The transcript has 3 exons. Lineage: Eukaryota; Fungi; Ascomycota; Dothideomycetes; Mycosphaerellales; Teratosphaeriaceae. The record is from RefSeq and is a predicted model, not a curated record. The coding region runs from base 238 to 2106 and encodes 622 amino acids. Gene Ontology annotation, molecular function: protein binding.
UAGCAAAUCCAGAAGCGUACGAACACACCUUCGGCUUUGCCUACGAACGGUAGACCCAACGCGGCGGACAACCAAGCGCCAAAACCCGAGCACAGAUACGAUGAGCCUGGUGCGCAACCUCCAUCACCUACCCGUCAUGCGGCAACACUACCUGCCAGACUUUCGAGAGACCUUCCGGACAAUUCGCAUAAGGAUUUGAGAAAAGGUGUCAAAGCCGUUUCAUUCCUCAGCAAGCUUAUGGGUGGUGCCAAGAAGCGUGAGGCAGAAGAAGAUGCGGCGGAGACGGAGUCGUUGUCAGGCGAAGACAGGCCGGAAGGAAACGCGGCGACUGUGUUCGCCGAGUCUGUGAACAACUUUGGCUUCAGCCCGCGUCAUGCGCAACCCCCAAUGUAUAUCAAAGUACGGGCGAAGAACAAGAGCAAGCGGGAGUUCGACCACCUCUUUCUGGCACAGGAGCUCCGUUCCAGCAAAAGGCGGAAGCUGAAUCGGCAGAAUAGCGGCAACAAGCUAAGGCGAAAGAAUGCGGCACCGCAAGAGGCGGACACCGUCUGGGCCAUGCAGUUCAGCAAAGACGGUAAGUAUCUUGCUGCAGCGGGCAAUGACGGAGUCGUGCGCGUGUGGGCUGUGUUAGCCAGUCCAGAAGACAGGGAGCAACAUGAGCAGCAGGAGCAGGAUGAGUCGGGCGAAAGCGAGCCGAACGGCAGUGAAUCACCUGCGUCGCACCUGAGCGCUCCAGUCUUUCAGAGCCAUCCUAUCCGUGAAUAUGAAGGUCACACCGCUACUGUGCUCGAUCUCGGCUGGAGUAAGAAUGGUUUCCUUCUGACGUCGUCAAUGGACAAGACGGUCCGGCUCUGGCAUCUUAGCAGACCAGAGUGUUUGUGCACGUUCAAGCACAACGACUUCGUGCCAUCAAUAGCAUUCCACCCAAAGGACGACCGCUUCUUCCUGGCUGGUUCGUUGGACUCUAAGCUUCGCUUGUGGAGCAUCCCAGACAAGAACGUGGCGUACAUGGCGCAGUUUCCGGACAUGAUUACCGCGGUCGCCUUCUCGCCAGACGGGAAGUAUGCAAUUGCAGGAGGACUCAGCGGGCUGUGUAUGGUCUUUGAAACGGAUGGCUUGAAGUAUCAGUCUCAAUGGCACGUCCGCUCAACACGCGGUCAGAACGCCAAGGGUAGCAAGAUCACAAACAUUCAGGCGGCCUACUCCGCAAACGGUGAUGUCAAGCUUCUAAUCACCAGUAACGACUCUCGAGUGCGGAGAUACAAUCUCAGAGACAAGGCGCUCGAGUUGAAGCUGAAGGGCCAUGAGAACAAUUCGAGCCAAAUCCGGGCGCACCUUUCCGAUUGCGGGAGGUACGUGGUAUGUGGCAGCGAAGACAAGAAAGCUUACAUCUGGUCAAUGGAGCCAGUCGAUGCCGAGAAGAGCGAGAAGCGGCCCGUUGAAAUGUUCAAGGCUCACGACAGCAUUACGACAGCGGUCUGCAUCGCGCCAGGCAAGACACGCCAUCACUUGAGCAGAAGCUACGAUCCGGUAUACAGCCUAUGCAAUCCGGAGCCGGUCAUGCUGAUGAGUCGCGCGGAGCGUACCGCUAGCCAUGGCUCGACUCCUACAGACAGCGGAAGUGUGCUACACACUCCCGCCACAACAGACGGGCGGUUCGAGCGGCCGCAGCCGUCACCAGCAUAUCUUGCCCGCUCAUCGCACAAGGAGGGCAACAUCAUUGUCACGGCGGACUACGUGGGCCAGAUCAAAGUGUUUCGACAAGACUGUGCGUGGUCGAAACGGAGGGCGGACGACGACCGUUCCUCGCUCUUCGCCAAGCGUACCGGGCGCUCCAGUAGGACUGGAUCUCUCGCUACGAAGCGCAAUGGAGGCAAGGAAUUGCUAGCACGACAGCACUUGCGCAUGAAGGCCGGCGGGCGUCCUCUAAGCAUACAAGUCGUAGCUCUUCACCGCGUCCCCUCGAGCUACGGCCUAAAACCACAGCCCAGUUUGACAGCUCACCUACUGCAGCGGAGGAUCUCACCAACAACCGCGCCACGAACACCGACUCUUCAACAUCAGGAAGUGGUACCAAGACGGCCGCCUCGCCUGUUGACCGGUUAGCCGUGCUCAAUA